AGUCCAAGAAUUAUUAAAACAGACAGCCGUCUCAACCGCUAGUUUAAAUUGGAAUCGUCAUUGCGGAAAUCUCGCUAGGCCCUCAUUUCGACAUGUCGCGCGAGGUUAGCUUCAGUCGCCAAUCCUUGGAGCUACGCAGUCAGGAAUCCUCAUUACUACCCGCCAUCAGCGCUAAUGCCGGCGGUGAUGUGAGUGUCAGCAACACAGACACAUUGGCCACGGCGGCCAGCACCACCUCGGCCGCCUCUGCUGCGGUGCCAGCCAAUAAUAAUGCCGGUUUGGGCGUCUCACAGCGUCGCCGCCAGCGCAAAGGCAUCACACAGCGACAGGAUUCAUGGUUUCGGCAUUCAAUGCCACCAGCUUUGACGCGCGAUUUCGAGUCCAUCGAGAAUUUGGCGCAGAACACCACAAAUGGUUUGGACGAACAGUUGGCCGCCUCGCUAUCGGGCCGUUUCGGCGCAUCCACGUCAGCGUCUUUGGCCGCUUCGGCGGCGCACAGUGGCGGUAGUGGCAGUUUGACAGUGUGCGGCUUUGGCAUCGGCGGUCUCGGUGGUUUCGGUGGCAGCGGACAGAGUGGUAGUGGCGGUGGUGGUGGUGGUGGUGGUGUGGGCGGUAAUCGUUUCAGCGGCGGCAUCAAUCUCAAUAGUGCCAAUAGUAAUUUGGGUUUCAUCGAUUCGGAUGAAUCGAACUUGCAUACACCGAUUACACCGCUCGCCUCGCAUUCGGCGUCCAUUUAUGGUGGUUUGCAACAGCAAGGCUCGGUGUCGGCCGCCUCUGUAGCGGGUACGCUGUCAUCGUCGAAUGCAAUGGGUAAUGGUGGUAGUGCUGGUGGCGGUGGUGUAUGCCGUCGGCAUAGAUCGAAGCGACGUAAGGAUUCGCGUGCGUCGGUGUUGUCAAAACAAAGCGGUAACAGUGUACGGAGUCGCGCCUCAGCGUUGGCCGCGCGUGCUGGUCUACACAUGACGGCGUCUUUCUUGCGCAAGAAACGAAAGGAAUAUGAAGACGAUGAGGACCUCACUUCAACAGCGGCUGCGGCCGAUGAUACGGAUAGACGAAUAAUAUUUUUGAAUCGACCGCAAAUACAGAAGUUUUGCAACAAUCACAUAUCAACUGCGAAAUAUAGUUUUAUAAGCUUUUUACCAUCGUUCCUUUUUGAACAAUUUAGACGAUAUUCAAAUUGUUUUUUCCUAUUAAUUGCAUUAUUACAACAAAUUCCUGAUGUCUCACCGACGGGUCGCUACACAACUCUGGUACCGUUAAUAUUUAUUUUAUCUGUGAGCGGUAUCAAAGAGAUCGUCGAAGACAUUAAACGUCAUCGUGCGGAUAAUGAAAUCAAUCAUCGUAUGGUGGAGGUGUUACGCGAUGGCGCUUGGACUUCGGUGCGAUGGCGAGAUAUCGGUGUUGGCGAUAUUGUAAAAAUACCCAAUAAUAUAUUCUUUCCCGCUGAUAUAUUGUUGUUGUCGUCGAGUGAACCGCAAGCGAUGUGCUUCAUCGAAACCGCAAAUUUAGAUGGUGAAACCAAUCUAAAGAUACGCCAGGGUGUGCCAGCGACUGCUAAAUGCCUGGAAACUAAGGAUCUGCUGCAGCUGGACGGCACCGUGGAAUGCGAGCUGCCAAAUCGACAUUUGUACGAAUUCAAUGGCGUACUCAAGGAGAAUAAUAAGCCCACCGUUGCCCUCGGCCCGGAUCAGAUUUUGCAGCGCGGCGCCGUUUUACGCAACACCGCUUGGAUAUUCGGCGUUGUCGUCUACACCGGACACGAUACGAAACUUAUGAAAAACUCUACCUCAGCGCCAUUAAAACGCUCAACCGUCGACACUGUGACGAAUACGCAGAUAUUGAUGCUCUUCGUUAUAUUGGUCGUUUUAUCGUUGACCAGUGCGAUAUUGAACUUUUUCUGGACGCGCGACUAUGCGAAAAUGUUUUGGUAUUUGGGCAUAAGUGAGGACAUUAAAAGUAAAAACGUUGGCUAUAAUUUGUUGACAUUCUUUAUUCUCUACAAUAAUCUUAUACCGAUAUCUUUACAAGUGACUUUGGAAUUAGUACGUUUUUUACAAGCCAUCUUCAUAAACUUCGACAUACACAUGUACUAUGCGGAAACCGAUACGCCGGCCAUGGCGCGCACUUCGAACCUCAAUGAAGAACUGGGCAUGGUGAAGUAUAUAUUCUCUGACAAGACCGGCACACUAACGCGCAAUGUGAUGGUGUUCAAAAAGUGUUCGGUGGCGCGUUAUAUGUACGAACCAGCAAACGCACCCGAGGAUUCGACGAUUGUGCAGAAUUUACUCGGCAAUCACAACACCGCGCCCAUCAUCAAAGAAUUCCUCACAUUACUCGCCGUUUGUCACACGGUCAUACCGGAAAAAUUCGAUGACGGCUCUAUUAUCUAUCACGCCGCCAGUCCCGACGAGCGUGCCAUCAUUGAGGGUGCGCGCAUGUUCGGCUACAUCUUCGAGUCGCGCACACCACACUAUGUGGAGAUUAAUGCGCUCGGCACUAUCGAGCGCUACGAGAUACUCAAUGUACUCGAAUUCACUUCGACGCGCAAGAGGAUGUCGGUCAUAGUGCGUGCGCCAACCGGUGAGAUUAAACUGUAUUGUAAAGGUGCCGAUACGGUGAUCUAUGAGCGUCUCUCACCCGAUGGUCAAAUGUAUCGUGAUGCGACUUUGCAUCAUCUGGAAGAAUUCGCUUCGGAGGGCUUACGUACCUUGUGCUGUGCCGUUUCGGUGAUACCGGAGGAUGUAUAUAAUGAGUGGAAGGAGACGUAUCACAAGGCGUCGACGGCGUUGCAGUAUCGUGAGCGCAAAGUGGAGGAUGCCUCCAAUUUGAUUGAGAACAAUCUGAUAUUAUUGGGUGCGACCGCUAUUGAAGACAAACUGCAGGAGGGUGUGCCGGAGACGAUAGCCUCACUGUUGGAGGCGGGCAUUUACAUUUGGGUGCUGACGGGCGAUAAGCAGGAGACAGCGAUCAACAUCGGCUACUCGUGCAAACUUAUUUCACACUCAAUGGAUAUUAUUAUACUCAAUGAGGGCAGUUUAGAUGCCACACGUGAUAUUAUACACCGCCACGUGGACGAGCUGAAAAGCACUGACAUGAAAGAGUGCAAUGUGGCGCUGGUAAUCGAUGGCCAGACAUUGAAGUAUGCUUUAAGCUGUGAUCUGAAGCAGGAAUUUUUAGAACUCUGCUUGGUGUGUCGUGUGGUGAUCUGCUGUCGCGUCUCACCAAUGCAAAAGGCGGAGAUCGUUGAAUCCGUCACACAAUCCACUGGCGCCGUGACACUAGCCAUUGGUGAUGGCGCCAACGAUGUGGCCAUGAUACAGAAAUCUCAUGUCGGUGUUGGUAUUUCGGGCGUUGAAGGGCUGCAGGCAGCUUGCGCUUCAGACUAUUCGAUCGCACAAUUUCGUUACUUGAAACGUUUGUUGUUGGUGCAUGGCGCCUGGAAUUAUAGUCGCAUUACAAAAUUGAUCCUCUACAGUUUCUACAAGAAUGUCUGUUUGUAUGUGAUUGAGCUGUGGUUCGCCAUCUACUCGGGUUGGUCGGGUCAAAUUCUGUUCGAACGUUGGACGAUCGGUUUAUAUAAUGUUAUGUUUACCGCUUUGCCGCCAUUCGCAUUGGGUCUCUUCGAUAAAGUUUGUUCAGCCGAAACGAUGCUGAAAUAUCCGCAAUUGUAUAAACCAUCACAGGAUGCGAAGCUCUUCAAUGUCAAGGUGUUUUGGGUGUGGAUAUUCAAUGCACUUUCGCAUUCGGUAUCGCUCUUCUGGCUGCCGAUGCUGAUGACGACGAUGUCCGUGUGGCCGGAUGGCAAAACAAGUGAUUACCUCUUUUUGGGCAAUAUCGUGUACACGUAUGUCGUCGUAACUGUCUGUCUAAAGGCCGGCCUUAUCACCAAUUCAUGGACCUGGAUGACACACGCCUCCAUUUGGGGCUCAAUUGCUAUGUGGUUCCUAUUCAUGGUGAUCUAUAGCAACUUCUGGCCCACCAUAAUGUUGGCGCCCAUCUUUUUGGGCAUGGAUCGUAUGGUAUUUUCGACAAUCGUUUUCUGGCUGGGCCUCUUGCUCAUACCCAUAACGACGCUCCUGCCCGAUAUUCUAUUCACAAUCGUGCAUAAUACGGUAUUCAAGUCACUCACGGAAGCCGUACGCGAGUCAGAGAUACGGCGUUACGAUCCGGAGAAUGUGAUACGAGAAUCGAAAACAUCACUCAGUGAAACGGCGAGGCUGCUGCGUAGCGUUUUUACGCGUCGUGCCAAUACCAGAGUCGAAACGGAACUAGAACUGUCGCACGGUUACGCUUUCUCCCAAGAGGAAGGUGGUGCAGUGCCACAAUCCGUCGUUAUACGCGCGUACGACACGAAUUUGCCGAAACCGGAGGGCAACUAAGCGCAUGAAACUACACAAAAACUGCUACUGGUUAUGGAGGAGACAAAAGCAAUGUGGAGGAAACGUACGCUGUGUUAGAGUAAAACUGAUAACGAUGAAGAUCAUUGCAGAGUGUAAGCAAAGUGGAUGCGGUGGGGAUAGCCACGCAAGGGAUGGUGUGAUUCAACUCGCAAUGAUUAAUGUGCGAUCCAAACCAAGCACAUUUUUCAGUUCACCGAAAUAUUAGUAAAAUUGCAAGCAUUCGAAGAAUAUCACACAAAAUACUUGCAAGUAUAGCAAAAAAUUCAACUAUUGUAUAUUAAAAAAAAAUUGUUUUCAAAUCCCCAACACAAAAGGCCAAAAAUAGUCAAAAAAGAACAAGCACCUUUUUGACAGCCAAAGCAGCUGUCAAAACGUCAGUCAUAACAUAAAUGUAUUCAAACAGAAAUUAUGCGAAAUAUUCAAGAAAACUAACUGUGAAAAGAUAACAUUUUAUUGAAAAUCAGAAGCUUAACAAGAACACACAUUUUUAGCAUACUAAGUUCAAAUCUAGCAUAUUAAGAGCAAACUUUAUUCUAUUUAUAUAAUAUUAGUCUAAGCCAAAGAGGAAAAGUGAAAAUUCAUGCAUAAUGAACAGCAUAAAUAUAGUUAUCAAGUGAAAAGUGGAAGCUUUCUUCUUUAUUGGCGUAUAAGUGGUAGCAUUAUGCAGUCAAAAUGCCAUCAAUGUGGCAUCAAUAUUUAAAGUGGCAUUAUAAUUAUAAUUAUGAUUACUAUUGUGUGCAUUACUAAACCGAUAACUGACUAUGUCAUAUGACUUUAAUUAUUAACCGUUAUACUUAACUAGUUAAUUGUUUUCUUAAUUUGUGUAUAAUAAAUAUGCUUGUAAAAUAACUAAAAUUAUAAGUAAGACACACUGUAAAAAAUAAAUUAAUAUUCUCGCAAAUAAAAAAUUGUAAAAUAAAAAAAUUGUCGAAGAAAGUUGAAAAUUAUGAAAAAUUCAUAUAAUUGAGAAGGCAUAUAAAGCACGAAAAAAAAGUCGAAAACAAUAUAAGCAUUUUUGAUUUAUGAAAGCAACAGCAAAUAACGUGCAAAUAUUUGCUUAGGUGUUCCUAAUAAUAUUGAUAAUAUUUUUUAUACCGUUAAAAAGUAUAAUUUUUAUUAGUUUGAACUUAAAAAAGUUCAAAAUUUAUUUAGGAAUAAUUUAAAGGCGUAAUUAUAUCAACGAAUAUCAAAUUUAGUCAAAUUCUGUUGUAGACAAUUUAAAACUGUUAAAAAGACCUUUAUUAAAUGCUUUACUAACCGCAAAAUAUGCUGUCGUUUAGGUGUUUACUGUUGCCACUUUUGUAACUAUAAUAAAAUAAA
Bactrocera dorsalis (oriental fruit fly) is the source of this 5720-nucleotide messenger RNA. It is a transcript of the gene ATP8A, whose product is annotated as probable phospholipid-transporting ATPase IA. Gene Ontology annotation, biological process: phospholipid translocation. The transcript is spliced from 15 exons. Gene Ontology annotation, cellular component: plasma membrane. Bases 93 to 4379 code for a protein of 1428 amino acids. The record is from RefSeq and is a predicted model, not a curated record. Gene Ontology annotation, molecular function: ATP binding; magnesium ion binding; ATP hydrolysis activity. NCBI's taxonomy places the organism in Eukaryota, Metazoa, Arthropoda, Insecta, Diptera, Tephritidae.